Messenger RNA from Venustampulla echinocandica, 321 nucleotides. RefSeq lists its product as uncharacterized. Bases 1 to 321 code for a protein of 106 amino acids. The transcript has a single exon. NCBI's taxonomy places the organism in Eukaryota, Fungi, Ascomycota, Leotiomycetes, Helotiales, Pleuroascaceae. The record is from RefSeq and is a predicted model, not a curated record.
AUGAGUGUCCUCCAUAAAGAUGCGCAGGUCGCUGGUGGAUCAGACGAUAAAGUGUAUUACUUGAAUUUCACCACCUCCACCUUCAUGAAACGCCAGAAGCCUCUUACCGAGAGAGCCGUUAGCAUGACGGGGAAACCUAUCGAAAACCCAUGGUUCAAAGAACGCUUUCAAAACGAAGCCGCUGCACUACAACUACUCAGAAGCCAAGCGAAGAUUCCAGUACCUGGCUUAAGAUCAUGGAAGGAGGACAGCGAAGGAUUGCUGUUCCUUGAGACGGAUCAUGUUCGGGGAGUCCAACUCGAAAGGGCUGGGGAUGAGUGA